Ostreococcus lucimarinus CCE9901 is the source of this 1140-nucleotide messenger RNA. RefSeq lists its product with no specific name. Bases 1 to 1140 code for a protein of 379 amino acids. Gene Ontology annotation, biological process: protein peptidyl-prolyl isomerization. The record is from RefSeq and is a predicted model, not a curated record. The transcript has a single exon. Gene Ontology annotation, molecular function: peptidyl-prolyl cis-trans isomerase activity. NCBI's taxonomy places the organism in Eukaryota, Viridiplantae, Chlorophyta, Mamiellophyceae, Mamiellales, Bathycoccaceae.
AUGGCGAUCGCCGCGACGGCGUGCGUCUCCGCGCCGACUCUGGAAGCGUUCGCGUCGCCGGUGACGCCGAUGGAGAUCGGCCAAGUCGCUGGAUUGGAAGCGAAUCCCAUCACGAACGCCAAGGCGCUGUUGCGAAACGCGUUGCCGGUGAGCAAUAAGCCGAUUCGCGCCAUUCAGAAGAAGCUCGAGAGCAUCAGCGACGACUUGCGCGUGCCGGGAGUGAAAUUCUCCGGCGUCGAAUCGAGCGUGAACGGCUCUUUGAAGAUUGUCAAGGAGCAACGCGGUAAGAUCGUUGAGGCUCUCGCGUCGGGGAAGAAGGCGGACGGUGAGCAGGCAUUGAAAGAGCUCGAGAGUGUGUUGACGGAUUUCCAAGUCAUCGUCGCUCAAAAGGACAAGCAAGAGGUGCCGUUGCAGCAACAAGAGGCGCUCUCGCUCGUCGGUCGCAUCGAGGAAGAUAUGAUUGAUGGUUUCCCAUUUGACGUCCCCGCGCAAUACGCGGACAGGCCGUUGUUGAAGGGUCGGGCGACGGUGGACAUGCUGGUGAAAAUCAAGGACAACGCGAACACGGAUGGCGGCGUGUUGAAGAUCGUCCUCGACGGUUACAACGCCCCGGUGAGCGCGGGUAACUUUGCCGAUUUGAUCAACUUGGGUUUUUACGACAAGAUGCCGAUCCAGCGCUCCGAUGGUUUCGUCGUACAAAGCGGUAAGCCGAAGGGCGGUGACGGUUUCAAGCUUGGCGGCGUCGAGCGCACGGUUCCUCUGGAAAUCAUGGUGCAAGGCGACAAGGUGCCGGAAUACGAGUUGACGCUGGAGGAACUCGGCCGUUACCGCGACCAGCCGGUGCUGCCGUUCAACGCGUUCGGUACGCUCGCGAUGGCGCGUCGCGAAGCGGAACCGAACUCGGCGUCGUCCCAGUUCUUCUUCCUCCUUCGCGAAUCCGAACUCACGCCGUCCGGCACCAACAUUUUGGACGGUCGCUACUCCAUCUUCGGUUACGUCGUCGAGAACCAAGAGCUCCUGCGCGAUCUCAAGGUCGACGACGAGAUCAUCUCCAUGAAGAUCGUCGACGGCGCCGAAAAUCUCGUCAACGAAACGAAGCCCGCCGUCGACCAAGCGCCGAUCGAAGCCCCUUCCGAGUAA